Molecule: messenger RNA, 1626 nt
Organism: Kwoniella botswanensis
Lineage: Eukaryota; Fungi; Basidiomycota; Tremellomycetes; Tremellales; Cryptococcaceae
Exons: 5
Coding region: 1-1626 (541 amino acids)
Biological process (GO): transmembrane transport
Cellular component (GO): membrane
Molecular function (GO): transmembrane transporter activity
Source: RefSeq, a predicted model, not a curated record
AUGUCCUACAACAACAAUAAUUUUCCAAUUGAAGACAAGGCUGAAAUAAGUCAUAUCGAAGCCGGAGAUGAACACCUCAAACACGAAACUCACCACCAUACGACCAAUGAGAUCAAACAUGGUGAUAAUGCUCUGAAGUACGUUGGUGAAGAGCGAGUGGAGCUCACGGAGGAAGAUAAUGUCCGAAUCAGGAGAAAGACAGAUAAGAGGAUUUUGUCGAUCCUCAUGUGGGUGUACUUCCUGCAAAUCUUCGAUAAGACCCUUCUCGGUUAUGCGAAUAACUUGGGAAUGUCUACCACCGUGGGUUUACACGGUAACCAAUAUUCUUUGCUAUCCAUGAUCAACGCGAUCGUUCAAUUGGGGUGGCAACCAUUCAGCUCCUAUCUUCUUGUCCGAGUCCCUGCCAGACACUUGAUGACAGGGAUGGUAUUCUGUUGGGGAGUAUCUCAAGCCUGUAUGGCCGCUUCUUCAACCUUCGGUGGUCUUUUGGCUUGUCGAGCAUUACUCGGUCUAUUCGAAGCUGGCUGUCUCCCCUUGUUCUCUCUCCUUACUGUACAAUGGUAUCGACGAUCCGAGCAGCCCAUUAGAGUAGCCGCGUGGUACUCAACCAACGGAAUGGCCACCAUCGUCGCUGCUCUCAUCUCCUUCGGAUUGGGACACGUCAAAUCACCCCACAUCCACAAUUGGCAACUGAUUUUCAUCAUCUCGGGUAUCAUCACCGUUCUCACCGCACCCGUUAUCUGGUACAUGAUCGAUUCAGAUGUGGCCUCGGCAAGGUUCUUUGAUGAGGAUGAAAAAGCCAAAGCGAUCGAGAGACUCAGGGCGAACAAUACCGGAACCGGUAGCAACGAAUUCAAGUGGAAACAAAUUCUUGAGCUCUUCAUCGAUCCAAAAACGUACCUCUGGCUGGCUUUGACCCUCUGCAACAACGUCGGUGCUGCUGUCACUACCUACUUUGGCCCUACCUUGAUAGGCUCCUUCGGCUUCAGCAAGAAUAUCAGUUCUCUUCUCAACAUGCCGUUUGGUUUCCUACAGAUUCUCGCCAUCAUGGUCGGAUGUUACGCCGCUACCAAGUUCAGGUUGAAGUCAGCUAUGUUGGGAGUGUUCAUCGGGAUCGUAAUCGUCGGUCUUGCCUUGCUCUACAGUGAAAACACUCGAGGACACCUCAGAAUCGCGGUAGCGUUGGUCGGUUACUAUCUAUUGGCGUUCCUAUUCGGUUGUAACCCAAUGGUUGUCGCUUGGAUUGCAGGAAACACUGCUGGUCAAACCAAGAAGGCUGCUGUGAUGUCCAUCUUCAACGCCGCUUCAGCUGUAGGUAACAUCGUUGGUCCAGCCAUUUUCACCGACAAGGAUAAACCUCACUAUAUCCCUGGAUUGAAGACUACAUUGGGUAUCUUCUGCGCGAUGUUGGCUUGUGUCGGUCUCCAAGUUGUCCUAUUGUUCUUCUUCAACAAGCAAAGGCAGAACCAGAGAGUAGCCAACGGUAAACCGAGGUACAUCAAGGAUACUUCGAUGGAAGUCAAGUACCAAGCUUAUGGAUCAGAGGAACACAGUGAUGCUCUUGGUCAGAAUGCUUUGCUCGAUUUGACCGAUUUCAAGAACGACGAAUUCGUGUAUGUUUACUAA